Messenger RNA from Prorocentrum cordatum, 411 nucleotides. The record is from the annotation of a GenBank genome assembly. NCBI's taxonomy places the organism in Eukaryota, Dinophyceae, Prorocentrales, Prorocentraceae.
AUGAAAGCCGUAUUCUUCCUUGGUUGGGCGCCGCCGCGCCGCUGGGAAGACCCAGUGACUUGGAGGCCCCGCGGGUGCAAUGAGAUAACGGAUUACCUUGUCAACGCCACCAUGGACUUAGAGGCGUAUUGGACACGCCAGCUCCAGGAUAUCCCGGCCGACGGUUGCAACAUUAUCUGCCAUUCCGAUGGAGGCGCGAGGAUCGGUGGGUGCUCUGCUGCGGCAUAUAUCGUGGAGGCGCGCGUGGAGAAGGACGGCGUUUUCACGGCAAUUGUUCUCGCCGUGGGCGGGCUCUACAUGGAUUGCCUUGUGUCGUCUUUCCUUGCGGAGGCUAUUGCUUUGGAGGAAUGUGCAUCAUGUGCCAGACGGCUGAUUGAGCUUGGUUCACGUACCAAGCGCAGGGAACUUUAG